Molecule: messenger RNA, 380 nt
Organism: Leucoraja erinaceus (little skate)
Lineage: Eukaryota; Metazoa; Chordata; Chondrichthyes; Rajiformes; Rajidae
Gene: mllt11
Product: MLLT11 transcription factor 7 cofactor
Exons: 1
Coding region: 9-248 (79 amino acids)
Biological process (GO): positive regulation of mitochondrial depolarization; apoptotic signaling pathway; positive regulation of release of cytochrome c from mitochondria
Cellular component (GO): nucleoplasm; cytosol
Source: RefSeq, a predicted model, not a curated record
CAGUCGGGAUGUUGGACCUGAUGAGCACCCAGUACGAUGCCUUCAUCUUCUGGAGAACCCCCAUCCCCGUCAUCGACUUGGCCGAGAUGGAGAUUUUGCUGCCGUGCUCCGGAGGCGAGGGCGCGCCCGCCAGAACCGGCGCUUGUCGGGGUCACGAGGAUGACGCCGGCUUGGCAGAGUAUAACUCCUUCAAUUUCUGGAGGUCUCCGAUCGCCACCUUUAAUGGGAUCGAUCUAGAACUACUUUAACCCCUCGGCGAAGUUGUUUGUGAUUUAUCAAUGUCCCCGCACCGACAGAUCCGGUUGCUCUAUCAUUCCCCCAUCCACUAUUAUAUUUAAUCCUUCAGAAUAUUUUGGGAGUAAAGGCAAUGCUAUAUUCUC